AUGGCUCUCCCAGCGUCCAACCUGGCCAUCGACGAGAUGGUGAAGGGGAACCAGCUGCCCAACCCCGCCGCCGCCGCCGCCUACGCAAACCCCCCGCCCUACUCGGUGCUCCAGCCCGCGUCCGCGUCCAGCGCCCACCACGACCGCCUCGCCUCCCUCAAGACGCCCCGCAUCCCCUACCAGCCCGCAGACCCGACCUCGCUCCUGCCCUCCGCCCCGCCGCAGAUCUACCUCAACCUGCUCAUCCUCGAGGCCUCGCUGCGCAGCCAGUACCUCACCCUCCGCGCGCGCCGGCGCCAGAACACGUUCGUGCUCACGCUGCUCGCAAUAUGGAUCGCCUUCUUCUUCUACCUGCUGUGGCUGCGGCCGCGCGAGGACGGCAAGGGCAUCGGCGGCUCCAAGUACUGGCUCGUCGACUCGUUCCAGAAACUGUGCUUCAUCACGGGGCUCGUCACCGCGCUGCUGUUCUGGGCGACCGGCCAGUGGGAGCGCGGCGUGCGCUGGCCGCGCCGCUGGGUCGGCGUUGCGAACCGCGGCCUGCGCGGCAUGAACGUGAAGAUUGUCGUGAUGCGGGGCAGCUGGGCGCAUGAGAUUGCGGGGUGGCUCGCGUUCAUGCUGCCGUUCAGUGGGGGGCUUUGGGGCGGCGAGACGGGCGGGAGCAGUUAUCACUUCGUGAACCUGAGCCACGAGAAGAAGAACGAUCUCGCCGAGGGGUUUCCCAGACACAGGAUCGUCGAGGACGGAAAGGAGUACGCCGAAGAGGACAUCGCGCCGGGCGGGGACCUCAUCAAGCUCAUCCUCCUGCCGAAGCCCUUCACGCCUGACUUCAGGGAGGGCUGGGAAAUCUAUCGCGCCGAAUACUGGGGCCGCGAGAACGAGCGCCGCAGCGAGCUGCGCCGCCGGAUCCGCGCCCGCCAGCGCGAAGUCGCCCGCGCCGAGGGCGGGUGGUUGUGGUGGACGGGCUGGCGCGGGUGGAAGCGUGCAAAGGCCGUCACCGGCCGCAGCAGCGACAUCCACCACCACCAGCACUCGCACUCG
This is a messenger RNA of Paraphaeosphaeria sporulosa, 1038 nucleotides long. Its product is annotated as Spo7-domain-containing protein. The record is from RefSeq and is a predicted model, not a curated record. Gene Ontology annotation, biological process: nuclear envelope organization. The transcript has a single exon. The annotation marks the transcript as partial. Gene Ontology annotation, molecular function: protein phosphatase regulator activity; phosphoprotein phosphatase activity. Gene Ontology annotation, cellular component: Nem1-Spo7 phosphatase complex. Lineage: Eukaryota; Fungi; Ascomycota; Dothideomycetes; Pleosporales; Didymosphaeriaceae.